AUGGAGCACGUAAAGAGGAAUCAGAAGUCGAACUCUCACAAUACGCAACCAGUUCGAAUAAUCAAUGCAAUCCACGGUUGGCCUGAGCCUACUGAGGAGUCAGAUGAAUUGCUUCGAACACGCCUUCGUCAGGCAACGAUGAAGAGAAUGAUGGGCAAUGUAAACACUCUGCACCAACAGAGCCCAUCAACACAGAUAAAGUUUGACAGAAUAGAUCUAUUGCAUGCUCAGAUCCCCCAUGAGGACCCGUUGGUCAUCAGUUUAAUAGUGGGCGAAUGUUUAGUACGCAGAGUUCUGAUUGAUCCUGGAAGUAGUGUAAAUGUCAUGCCGAGGGACACAUUUGAUCGGCUCAAGAUUAAGCCUGAUCGGCUCAAGCCCACUGGGAAUCCUUUGCUAGGGUUUGAUGGAAAACGAGUGGAGCCCAUCGGUACGGUGGAGGUAGCAGUACAUGCUGCAGAGAGGGUUCUGAUGGAGACAUUUGUAGUUGUCGAGAUUCAUCCCUCUUACAACCUUCUGAUGGGCAGAGGGUGGAUCCACAGAGUUCAAGGUGUUCCCUCCACUCUGCAUCAAGUAAUGAGAUACCUGGGGCAGACGGAGCCAAGGUAA
Cornus florida is the source of this 606-nucleotide messenger RNA. RefSeq lists its product as uncharacterized. The coding region runs from base 1 to 606 and encodes 201 amino acids. Lineage: Eukaryota; Viridiplantae; Streptophyta; Magnoliopsida; Cornales; Cornaceae. The record is from RefSeq and is a predicted model, not a curated record. The transcript has a single exon.